UAUCGUUAUUUAUUUUUUUUAUCAUUUGAAAUAUUAUAUAUUUUCCCAAGAUUAUUCCCGAUCAAAUGGGAUAUUCAAUUCUAUUUUUUACGGUUAAAAAUUCGGUGAAAAAUAUAUGAGAUGAAAGAAGAGGAGAAUUAAAGGUGAAAUAUAUCUAAAUGCUUUCCGAAGAGGGUUCGGUUAACAAAAAUGCUCAAGAUAAACCGGAAGUUAUCCGUGAAGAUGUUAGUCAGAGAGGAAUCCCUAAAAUGAUUACGAUGUCCAAGCGAGCUGGUAACUGCACUAAUCCUAUACGUAUUCUCCUGGAAAAUUUGUCCACUCAGCCCAAUCCUGACAAAUCUCUCAUAUCUUUGUCGCAAGGUGAUCCUUCUCUUUACGAUCUAUUUCCGAUCCACGAAGAGAUGAAGGAAGCCGUCAUAAACUCUGUCAAAAGUGGACAAUUCAACUCCUACGUUCCUUCACCUGGACUCGAAUCGGCUAGACAAGCUAUAGCUAAUCAAUAUAUUGAGCAGGGAAUCAAAAUCGAUUGGAAAAAUGUAUUUUUGACAACCGGUUGCACUCAAGCCCUUUUAUGGUCAAUCGAAUGCCUAGCCGAUGAGGGUGACAAUAUACUUAUUCCAAAACCUUGUUUUCCCAUAUACAAGACAUUCUCAAAAAUGAAUGGAAUAGAAUUCUCGAGCUACGAUCUAUUGCCUCAAAAUCGAUGGGAAAUCAAUUUAGAACAUUUAGAAUCCUUGAUAAACCCUAAAACGAAAGCCAUAAUAAUUAAUAAUCCAUCGAAUCCAUGUGGGUCCGUAUAUUCCAAGAGUCACAUUCUUAGUUUCCUCAAAAUAGUAUCGAAAUAUGAUAUACCCGUGAUAUCUGACGAGGUCUACGCUCAUUUUGUUUUUCCUGGUCAAAUCUACUGUUCCAUUGCCGAUCUAUCUUCCACCGUGCCAAUUUUAAUAUGCAAUUCAUUAAGCAAAAGAUACAUAGUACCGGGUUGGAGAAUGGGAUGGGUGGCCAUUUAUGACCCUGUGCAUUCCAUGGAUCAAAUCCAAAAUGGUAUAAACCGAUUUUGCCAGGCCAGUUUUGGCGUUAACUCCAUGAUACAAGCCGCUCUACCUUUAAUAUUAACCAAAACUCCCGAUUCGUACUUUCUAAACGCUGUUCAAUUAGCCUACGAAAAUGCUCAAACAAUAACAAACACCCUUAAAAACGUUCCCGGUAUCAAUCCAAUAAUUCCUCAAGGCUCCAUGUUUAUGAUGGUCCAUAUAUCCUUGAAUUGUUUUCCCGAGUUCAAAAGCGAAUGCGAAAUUGUCGAAAGACUCAUACAGGAAGAAUCCGUAUUCCCAUUUCCUUCUUCGAUAUUCGGCAUAGAUGACUUCCUGAGAAUAUCGUUGAUAAUUCCUAAAGAUAAAGCCAUUGUUGCCGCUGAAAGGAUGUCCGAAUUUUUCAAAAAUCAUUACAUUAAACCUUCAUAGUCAAAAUUUUUAAAAUUUAGUCAAAUAUUGUCAUUUUUAUUUUUAUUUUAAACUUUCCACUUUCUUUAAUUUUAAUGUUUUUUUAUA
Gordionus sp. m RMFG-2023 is the source of this 1550-nucleotide messenger RNA. RefSeq names its product tyrosine aminotransferase-like. Bases 159 to 1463 code for a protein of 434 amino acids. Gene Ontology annotation, biological process: biosynthetic process; L-phenylalanine catabolic process; L-tyrosine catabolic process. The transcript has 13 exons. Gene Ontology annotation, molecular function: pyridoxal phosphate binding; L-tyrosine:2-oxoglutarate transaminase activity. NCBI's taxonomy places the organism in Eukaryota, Metazoa, Nematomorpha, Gordioida, Chordodea, Parachordodidae. The record is from RefSeq and is a predicted model, not a curated record.